Saccostrea cuccullata (small rock oyster) is the source of this 1848-nucleotide messenger RNA. Its product is annotated as tRNA modification GTPase GTPBP3, mitochondrial-like. The transcript has 9 exons. NCBI's taxonomy places the organism in Eukaryota, Metazoa, Mollusca, Bivalvia, Ostreida, Ostreidae. Gene Ontology annotation, cellular component: cytoplasm; mitochondrion. The record is from RefSeq and is a predicted model, not a curated record. Gene Ontology annotation, molecular function: GTPase activity; GTP binding; protein binding. Gene Ontology annotation, biological process: tRNA methylation; tRNA wobble uridine modification. Bases 122 to 1783 code for a protein of 553 amino acids.
CUCGACUGUCCAGUGUGACUGUGUCAGUGUGUGGGUGUCAUGUCCUGUGUCCGAAGUUACUGACUAGACAAGAGGUUAAAAUGAAAAUUCAAGGUCCAUUUUAUUAAUAACCAUUACUAGUAUGUCAAAAUACCGCUUCUUACGUAAUCUUUUAUACAAAGUGAGAAUAUUAGAUUCGAUAACGUCAAAACUGAAUGAGCCCAGGAGCUGUCAGCAAACUUUUUAUCAAGUUGGUUGUAGAAGACUUAGUACAUUACCACAAGUAGGAGACACAAUAUUUUCUCUGUCAUCUGGAUAUGGGAAGUGUGGUGUGGCAGUUAUUAGAGUGUCAGGUCCGCAGGCCAAAGAUUCCAUCCAUCAGAUGUGCUCAGCGAGGAGUCUACCAUCUCCCAGGAAAACUCAGCUCAGGAGGAUAGUAGAUCCAAUGACGGGGGAACCAAUCGACAGGGGACUAGUCAUUUGGUUUCCUUCCCCAGAAAGUUUUACCGGAGAAGACUGUGUGGAGUUCCAAGUUCACGGAGGCUCAGCAGUCAUUGCUGCUAUGGUUACAAGUCUGGGGAAUCUCUCAAAAUACAGACCUGCAGAACCAGGAGAAUUUACAAAAAGGGCUUUUAUGAAUGGUAAGCUAGAUCUUACUGAAGUGGAGGGUCUAGGGGAUUUAAUUCACGCUGAAACAGAGGCCCAAAGGAAGCAGGCUCUGAGACAGAUGGAGGGGGACCUAGGAAAGCUGUACUCAGGAUGGAGGGACAGGGUCAUGAAAGCUGCUGCCAAUAUUGAAGCCUUCAUAGAUUUUUCUGAGAGUGAGAGUCUGGAAGAGGAUCUUCUUAGUGAGGUGACUGCUGAAGUAGACAGACUGAAUGCUGAGAUAAGUAAUCAUCUGAAUGAUCACCGCUGCGGGGAGAGACUCAGGAAUGGGGUCCACGUCGUUAUCGUGGGCAAACCUAAUGUGGGCAAAAGCACUCUGCUCAACACCAUCUGUCAGAGACCAGCUGCUAUUGUGUCCCCUAUCCCCGGGACAACUCGAGACGUGGUGGAGACCGCCCUUAAUGUGGGGGGAUACCCUGUCCUUCUGAGUGACACUGCGGGACUCCGAGACACGGAGGAUGUUAUAGAAAAGGAGGGGGUCAACAGAGCAAUACAGAGAGCAGAACAAGCGGAUCUGAAGAUUCUUGUUCUUGAGGCAGCAGAUCUCUGUAAACUUUCCAAAUCAACACCAAUUCAGGAUAUUAUAACAGACUAUUUAAAAGAUUUAGGACUUUUAUCAGAUUCAUUGACAAAGUUCAAAAGCUGUUCUACAAAUAACACAUCUACAGAUUUAAAGAGUGUCUCAAAUAACAGCAAACUGCAGAUUUAUCAGGAAUUCUCUCCCUUUGGUAGUGAUGUAUUAUUGGUUUUGAACAAAUGUGACUUGUUGCUGGAUUCAGACCUGUCAUCGUUAGAAGACUUUCUACAAAACAAUGAACAGUUUGCAGUGUGCUUUAUUUCAUGUACAUCAGGAAGGGGUGUGGAAGAAUUCCUGAAAGUACUACAACAAAAAUUAAGUAUAAUGUGUGGAAAUCCACGGUCAGGAAAUCCCAGUCUGACACAGGCCAGGUAUCGAUUACACCUACAGAAGUGUCAAGGUCAUCUCCAUAACUACAAACAUUACAUGGAUCUUGGUGAUGUUGUAUUAGCUGCCCAAAGUUUGAGGAAGGUUCUGUACGACAUUGGAAAAAUUACAGGAAAAAUCACCUCAGAAGAUAUUCUAGAUAUUGUUUUUCAGGAUUUUUGUAUUGGGAAAUAAUGAUUUUUAUGUUGAAGCUAGUAUACGCACAUGUAUUUUUUUAGGUCACCUGAGUAAACCAUCGU